AAGUUCAGGGGUUUCUAGACAUAUUUGCUAUACUUUAUUUUGGCAGUUGACAAUUUAAGGGUUUAGCUUCUUUAACUAGUGUCCACUUGAUCAUAACGUGACAUAGAUUAAUAUUUCAGAACUUAAAAAGACGUCAAGGUAGUUAAUUAUUCUCCAAAAAUAGGAAAAAUGGAGAAGUAUUUUCAUGGAGUUUUAUGUGUGUUCAUCAUCACAUUUGCUUUUAUACAUGUUGUUCAGGCUCAAGAUCAAAAAGGAUUCAUCACUUUGGAUUGUGGUCUGUUACCUGAUGGGUCUUCAUAUACCAAUCCAUCUACUGGAUUAACAUUCACUUCGGAUUCUAGUUUCAUCGAGAGUGGACAGAACGGUCGAGUCAGUAAGGAUUCAGAGCGAAACUUCGAAAAGGCUUUUGUAACUCUGAGAUACUUUCCAGAUGGAGAACGGAACUGUUAUAACCUGAAGGUCACACAAGGAACAAAUUACUUGAUUAGAGCAUCUUUCUUAUAUGGAAAUUACGAUGGUCUUAAUACUCUCCCAAACUUUGAUCUAUUUAUUGGCCCUAAUAAGUUGACUACGGUGAAUUUUAAUGCAACCGGAGGUGGUGUGUUCGUGGAGAUCAUUCACAUGUCUAGGUUAAGCACUUUGGAUAUUUGUCUUGUUAAGACCGGAACAACUACGCCGAUGAUAUCAACCUUGGAGGUACGACCAUUGAGAAGUGAUACUUAUAUUAGUGCCAUUGGGAGCUCCUUGAACCUCUAUUUUAGAGGAUAUCUUAAAGAUUCAAGGAUCGUUUUACGGUACCCGGAUGAUCUCAACGACCGUAGGUGGUUCCCAUUCUCAUAUGAGGAGUGGACACUUGUAACUACCACUCUCAAUGUAAACACUUCAAAUGGUUUUGAUCUACCACAAGGUGCAAUGGCAUCGGCUGCAACCCGUGUGAAUGACAAUGGAACAUGGGAAUUUCCAUGGAGCUUAAAGGAUUCUACCACACAGUUUCACCUUUACCUUCACUUCGCAGAGCUUCAAACUUUGUUAGCCAACGAGACCAGGGAAUUCAAUGUUUUGCUGAAUGGAAAAAUUUAUUAUGGACCUUUUAGUCCUAAAAUGUUAAGUAUAGAUACUAUGAGCCCCCAACCCGAUUCGAAAUUGACAUGUAAAGGAGGGAGUUGCCUCUUGCAGCUAGUGAAAACAACAAAGUCAACUCUUCCUCCUCUCAUCAAUGCUAUUGAAAUAUAUACUGUUGUUGAGUUUCCUCAGUCAGAAACAAACCAAGAUGAAGUGCUUGCUAUGAAGAAGAUCCAAACUGCUUAUGGAUUGAGUAGAAUUAAUUGGCAAGGAGAUCCAUGUGUCCCCGAACAGUUUUUGUGGGCUGGUUUGAAAUGCAGCAACACUGAUAGUUCCAUUCCACCAACAAUCACUUUCUUAAACUUGUCUUCAAGUGGACUAACCGGAAUCAUUGCACCUUCCAUUCAGAAUUUGACCCAUUUACAAGAGUUGGAUUUGUCAAAUAACGACUUGGCCGGGGAUGUGCCCGAGUUUCUAGCUGACAUAAAAUCGCUCUUGAUCAUAAAUUUAAGUGGAAACAAUUUUAGUGGUCAACUUCCUCAAAAGCUUAUACAGAAGAAAGGAUUGAAAUUGAAUGUUGAAGGCAACCCUAAGCUUCUUUGUACAGAAGGACCAUGUGGAAACAAACAUGGAGAAGGUGGACAUCCCAAAAAGAGUAUAAUUGUACCGAUUGUCUCAUCAGUUGCUUUAAUAGCUGUUCUUAUAGCUGCAUCGGUUUUGUUUUUGGUUCUUAGAAAGAAAAAUCCAUCAAGGAGUAAAGAAAAUGAUAGAACUUCAAGAUCAUCCGAGCCACCAAGAAUAGCAAAAAAGAAAAGGUUUACUUACGCGGAAGUUACUGAAAUGACAAAUAACUUUAAAAAUGUUCUCGGGAAAGGAGGGUUCGGUAUGGUUUAUCAUGGAUAUGUAAAUGGUACUGAGCAAGUUGCUGUUAAAGUACUCUCACACGCUUCAAAACAUGGCCAUAAACAGUUCAAAGCAGAGGGAACCGCGGUGAUGAUGUUUUAAAGUGGGAGACUAGAUUACAAAUAGCAGUGGAGGCCGCACAAGGUUAAUAAAGCUUUAUGAACCUA
Arabidopsis arenosa is the source of this 2132-nucleotide messenger RNA. The record is from the annotation of a GenBank genome assembly. NCBI's taxonomy places the organism in Eukaryota, Viridiplantae, Streptophyta, Magnoliopsida, Brassicales, Brassicaceae.